Molecule: messenger RNA, 2615 nt
Organism: Acanthochromis polyacanthus (spiny chromis)
Lineage: Eukaryota; Metazoa; Chordata; Actinopteri; Pomacentridae
Gene: sypl2a
Product: synaptophysin-like 2a
Exons: 6
Coding region: 162-872 (236 amino acids)
Cellular component (GO): synaptic vesicle; synaptic vesicle membrane
Source: RefSeq, a predicted model, not a curated record
UCCUGUCGGUGCUGCAAUCUUUUCGCUCCGCCGCCUUCCACAGCCGUGGGAUCAUAUGCUGCUGUUCGACUGCAAACGGAGUAACUUUAUACCAGCUUAACAGCCAAACCGACAGCAUUUGGAGUGAAAUACAAACGGCCAUCUUGCUUCUACACGUCCCGAUGGACACUGUUCAGAAAAUGAAGACUGGAUUUUCUCUAGACCUGGGACCUUUGAAAGAACCUCUUGGAUUUAUUCGUCUCCUAGAAUGGGUCUUCGCCAUCUGUGCCUUUGCCACCACAGGAGGUUAUUCUGGGACAACCCACUUCACAGUGAAAUGUACAGGAGAGAAGGAGGAAACAGACGUAAAGGCGGUGUUUGGCUACCCCUUCAGGUUGGGAGCUCAUCCGUAUGACGUACCGACAUGUAAUGGCAGUCAAACCAAUGCGACAUUCCUGCAGGGCGACUUCUCCUCCUCAGCUGAGUUCUUUGUGUGCGUCGGUGUGUUUGGAUUCCUUUAUUGCACCGCCACACUAAUCCUCUAUCUGGGCUACCAGCACGUCUACCGUCAGGCCCCCCGCAGCCCCAUCAUAGACCUUGUGGUUACUGCAGCCUUUGCCUUCCUGUGGCUUGUGUCCUCCUCAGCCUGGGGCAAAGGCCUGACUGAUGUCAAAUGGGCCACUGACCCCACCCACCUGGUGGAGCGAUGCACUGUUACUUGCCAUCCAGGAGAGUUUCCCUCCAUGGGCCGCCUUAAUGCCUCUGUGAUAUUUGGCUUUUUGAACUUGAUCCUGUGGGCAGGCAACUGCUGGUUUAUCUACAAGGAGACUCCUUUCCACAAGGAUCCCAACCCACCGGCCUCCACGGAGGAAGGUGCUGCCCCUGGGCCCUAACCGUAUCAUUGAGGGUCCUCAAACAUAGCCACUUACCCACAGAGAAAACCCACACAGCUUUAUGCCCCACAAUGGCCUCUCAUGUUAACCUGCAGAAAUGGAAACAAAAGGAUGUCAGCUGUCAUAAAUAUUCCCCUUAAGCAUCUAACAUUUGUCUUUAGCCUAACACUAGUCACUAGCUUAAGGUCAUCAUUGAGGGACAUCUGUCACUUUAUUUAAUCAACUCUAAAACACUAAGUGUGAACACAAACUGAAAUACUUUCACUCUAUGUACAACAAGAGCUAUAGGGAAUGUAUCCUGGGUUUAAAUCUAAAAUUAUGGAUAUGUGAUGUUCAGAGCAGGAGUGCACUUGCUUCCUUAUUAACAAACUGUUCUCCCUUGAUGUCUGCCCUUCAGGGAGCCACCUAGUGAUGAACUUGUGUUGUAAGAAAACAGAAUCACUGCUGGUCUCCAACCAAGGAGACUGACAAAAGAUUAGGUUACAUUAACUAAACAUUAACAUCCAGUAAAAGCAAAUAUUGUCAUAAGGAACAUCCAAAAGCAAACAAAUAGGUGGGAGAAAAUGUUCACACUUUUAAGUAGAGUCCUGCUCUUUUUUAACGAUGGUCUAAACAAGCCAUGGAUGAGUCACAGCCUCUUACUAUAUUAAAUGCUCUUUUUCCUCCUACUUAUGGAAGAACUGAUAUCCACCAGACUCCCCAUCACUGACACAGAUCUGCUGACAGACACACAUCACUACGUGGCCAUUGCAAUUUCAACACGCUUUGAUUUUGUUAUUGCAAAAAGAUGACACAAUAUAAAAGAAAAAUCACACUGCUGCACUUCUCUGCACUUAAGAUGGCCAAGCAGUCUAUUACUAUGAAUGUGUGGUUUUGACAGAGGCCUCAGGUUGUAAAUGCUUCAGUCUGUGUCUAGAACAGGGCAGCCUCUUUAUAGAUUUACUCCAGUCGCUGUUUUACAUGAACAAACAGGUGAGGGGACUGAUAUCAGGCCAAACUAUUUAGUUAUUGCUUUAAUAAUACUCAGUAACACUAAGAUUCAUCUUUAUGGGAACUACUUUUUGCAAAAGGUGCCUUACAGUGACAUUAUUUAUACACACUUCACAUGUAUUUUUUUUCAUGAAUUGGUCCGUUUCAUAUUUUAUCACUAAAUGUGGGUUUCUGUUGAUCCCAGUGGAAAGGUUUCAGUGUGCAGCUUCUCUCUUUUUGCAGCAAAAAAUACCUGUUCAGUUGAUUGUAAUGCUGAGUGGCUUUAGCUUUAGACUUAAUGAUGUUUUGAUAAAUUGUUCCAAGUAACAGAAGAGACGAAGUGUACCCUCCAGACUGAUUACUGCUCUACAUGUACAGUGAGUGCCGUGCAUUAAUUGUUUAUACUGAACUCUUGCAGUUGUUCAGAUUCACUCUUGAUGACUUUUUGUCAACACAUUGAUUAUUAGUGUUGCACACAAAGGAAUUGUUUAUUAUCGCUGCAAACUAACUGCAUUAAUAGAUUGUUGGCCACUGCCUCUGUAGGGAAUAUAUGAGGGUCUGUUUGAGUCAUUAGUAAUAUAUUUUGAGCACACACAUUGAAAUUAGACAUAAAUUCAGUGUGGUCAGUUUUAAAAGAUAAAUCUUGGAGUACAUUGGUAUGUAGAAUGUUUCUGUAAUGGUUUGUUGACAUUGGACUUUAUGUAUUUUAUGCCUUGUUUGAGCAAAAAGAAACAGUGAUUUAUCUGUAUUAUUUGUAAAACAUGAGAGCUGCAA